UACUUUUUAGUUUUUAUUAAUUUACGUUAUUUUCAUUGAAUAUUCUAACCAUAGAAAAAAAAAUUAAAAAUUUGAACUGUUGAUAUUCAGCACCGUACGGCGUACUCCAUUAGCAAUCUAAAUAUUUUAAACCAGUCAUUACCAUGAGUUCUGACAAAAUUGACUAUCCAAAAGCGUCCAAACUAAUUAGUGAUGCUGGUGUUAUCAUUUAUAUUGGAGGAUUUCUUUUGAUCAUUGCAUUUAUAAGCCCUUAUUGGUUGGAAUCAUAUGAUGAAGCGUUCAUAAAUUUUAAGCACAUGGGUUUAUGGACAUAUUGUUUUGAUCACUUCCGAUACCCUCAUUAUCAAUUUGAUAAACUCUUUGAUGGUUGCAAUACAGUUUUUAGUGAAGAAUAUUAUGUUAUUCGAGAAUGGUUAUUACCAGGAUGGCUAUUGUUUUUGGAACUUUGUAUGACUUUAGCAAUAUUGUUAUCACUUGGAACAUUAGCAAUGAUUGCUGCUGUUAUAACCAGAUAUCCACAACGUCUUGUUCUUAAAUAUGAAUACAUGCUAUCGGCUGCAUGUUUCUUAGCAGCUAUAACUUCUUCUAUAUUAAUAUUCUUUACUGUAAUCCUGUUUCCAUUCAACUGUUGGAGACGUGAUUGGCUCAUAUAUCCUGUGUAUAACCACUUAUCAUGGUCAUAUUAUAUUGCUAUUAUAUCAGGUUUUGUCCAUGCAUAUGGAGCAUGGUAUUUAUAUAAGGAUGCACGAAUUGCUUAUGAUCAAAGAAGAGAGAGCAAAAAUUUAGUAAUGCAAAUGUAUCCUCCUCAUGAACGUAACUUCUAUGAUCAAUAAAACUUUUAAUAAUUUAUUUUCUUAAGUUAUUUUUAAUAAAAAAACUAAUCCGUCCAUUAGAAAUAUAACAAUCUGUCCAUUAAUAUUAACUGUAUAAUUUUAUAUUUAAUGAUCUAUAAUUGUAUAUUAUUGUGAAAAUUCAUCUCAUCUAAAAAAUUAUUAUAAUGAAUAAGUGAUAAUAUUAUGUUUUGUUAUUUUUUUUAUUUUAUUAAGAAAACUUACCAAAUGUAUGGUUCAUGUCUUACUACUAAUGCAUAACAUAACAUAACAAAUGUUAUUUUGUUCAGAAUAACCCAUUUUACUUUAAUACAAUUAAUUUAAAGGUAAAAAUAAUGUCCAGGGCUUCUGAUCAAUUUAGUAUGUUAUGCAUUAGUAAGAUAAAGACAACUCAUUCAGGUACAAUGUCCACUCAAGAAAAUUUAUUUUAAAUUUAAUUUUAUACUAGAAAAUUUAAAUGACUAAAUGAUCUUUUUGUUUUAAAA
Melanaphis sacchari is the source of this 1315-nucleotide messenger RNA. RefSeq lists its product as uncharacterized. Gene Ontology annotation, biological process: regulation of tube size, open tracheal system; septate junction assembly. Gene Ontology annotation, cellular component: septate junction; membrane. The coding region runs from base 144 to 833 and encodes 229 amino acids. Lineage: Eukaryota; Metazoa; Arthropoda; Insecta; Hemiptera; Aphididae. The transcript has 6 exons. The record is from RefSeq and is a predicted model, not a curated record.